CCCGCGGCCGGCCCGGCAGUCGGCGGGUCGGGAGAGGUGCUGACAGGGCGGGGCCACCGCGCGGCUCUGCCGGCCUCACCCCUCCCGCCCCGGACAGGUGGCUGGAGCGCGCCCCGCCCCCGCCAGCUGCGGGUGGGAGCGAGGGAGGGCCAGUCCCGGACGGCCGCCGCCAGCUGCGAGCGGGAGCGAGCGAGGGCCAGUCCGGGACGGCCGGGCGAGGAGUCCGGCGGCGGCAAACGAGUAUCGUGGCGGCCAAAAAAAUGCUCCUGUACCGAGGGGCCCCCGCGGGCCCUGGCGCGCCGGGCAGCGCGCUGGCCCGGCCGGGUGGCGGCCCGCAGGCCUUUGGGAUCCGCUUGAGCACGAUGAGCCCUCGCUACCUACAGAGCAACUCCAGCAGCCACACGCGACCCUUCAGUGCCAUCGCGGAGCUGCUAGAUAAUGCUGUAGAUCCAGAUGUAUCCGCCAGGACGGUCUUUAUAGAUGUUGAGGAGGUCAAGAAUAAAUCUUGUUUGACCUUUACUGAUGAUGGAUGUGGGAUGACACCUCAUAAACUACACCGAAUGCUCAGCUUUGGCUUUACAGAUAAAGUAAUAAAGAAGAGCCAGUGUCCCAUCGGGGUCUUUGGUAAUGGUUUCAAGUCAGGCUCCAUGCGGCUAGGAAAGGACGCUCUUGUCUUCACCAAGAAUGGGGGUACUCUCACUGUUGGACUCUUAUCACAGACCUAUCUGGAAUGUGUCCAGGCACAAGCAGUUAUUGUUCCAAUUGUUCCAUUCAACCAGCAAAACAAAAAAAUGAUUAUUACUGAGGAUUCCUUGCCCAGCCUAGAAGCCAUCUUGAACUAUUCAAUUUUCAACAGUGAAAAUGACCUGCUGUCCCAGUUUGAUGCCAUCCCAGGCAAAAAAGGCACUCGUGUUCUCAUUUGGAACAUUCGCAGAAAUAAAGAUGGAAAGUCUGAGUUGGACUUUGAUACAGAUCAGUAUGAUAUCCUGGUAUCAGACUUUGGCACAGAAGAAAAAGAGACUGGUGGCAUCACCUCUGAGCUGCCAGAAACAGAGUAUUCUUUACGGGCAUUUUGUGGCAUUCUAUAUAUGAAGCCACGAAUGAAAAUUUUUCUGCGUCAAAAGAAGGUGACUACCCAGAUGAUUGCCAAGAGCCUGGCCAAUGUAGGAUAUGAUAUAUAUAAACCUACCUUCACAAAUAAGCAGGUGAAAAUAACUUUUGGGUUCUCUUGCAAGAAUAAUAACCAGUUUGGAGUAAUGAUGUAUCAUAACAACCGCCUCAUAAAGUCUUUUGAGAAGGUGGGAUGCCAGGUGAAGCCAACUCAUGGAGAAGGUGUGGGAGUAAUUGGAGUCAUUGAGUGCAAUUUCUUAAAACCUGCCUACAACAAACAAGACUUUGAGUACACCAAGGAGUACCGGUUGACAAUAAAUGCCCUUGCCCAGAAGCUCAAUGCUUAUUGGAAGGAAAAGACCUCUCAAGAGAAUUUUGAGAACUCAGCCAUAGUCAGGCCAAUACCGAAGAUUCCUGACCAGACAUGGGUACAGUGUGAUGAGUGUCUUAAAUGGAGGAAGCUUCCUGGCAAGGUUGAUCCAUCUACAUUACCUGCAAGAUGGUUUUGUUACUAUAAUUCCCAUCCAAAGUACAGGAGGUGCUCUGUACCAGAGGAACAAGAACUCAUUGAUGAAGACCUGUACUUGAGCAAAGCUAAGAAACAAGAUCAAACUGUUGAGAAGAAGAAGGUACCAAUGGAAAGUGAGAGCCACCAGGUAUUCACUAAUCCACUGAAGAUCCCUUCUAUUCAAGAUAUGGAUGACUUGAAUAAUAAGACGACUGGAUAUGAGGGAGUUGAUAGCCCUAGCCGGCUUUCAUCUGUUGGAGAAGAAAGCAGAACACCUGCUCUUCAACUUAAGCCUCUGGAUUCCAGUGUUUUUCAGUUUUCCAGUAAGUACAAGUGGAUCCUAGGUGAGGAACCUGUGGAGAAACGAAGAAGGCUCCAGAAUGAGAUGACAACACCUCCUCUAGAUUAUUCCAUGCCUGGCCCUUACAGGAGGGCAGAGGCAGCAGUUGCCUACCCAGAAGGGGAGAACAGCCACGAUAAAUCCAGUUCUGAGAGAAGCACACCACCGUACCUUUCCCCAGAAUACCCAGAAGCAAUCAAGAAUACCAGUCAGAGUAGGGAGGUCUCAGUUCUGUAUUCAGGAGCCCAAGACCAACACCAGGGUUCCCUGCUCCCUGAAGAAUUAGAAGAUCAGAUGCCAAGACUGGUAGCAGAAGAAUCUAACAGAGGCAACACACACACAAACAAGGAAGAAGUAAGCAAGGGACCUUUUGUAGCUGUUGUCGGUGUUGCAAAAGGUGUUAGAGAUUCAGGAGCUCCCAUUCAGCUGAUCCCUUUUAACAGAGAGGAGCUUGCUGAGAGGAGAAAAGCAGGUGAAUCCUGGAACCCGGUGCCUUAUUCUUCUGUGGCCUCUGCUGCAACUCCUGCUGCGGCUGUUGUGGAGAAAGGAAGAGGCUAUGAGGAGAGCGGGGGUCGUAAUACACCAAAGAUGAAGAACCAAAGAGAGCUAGAAGAAUUGAAGAGAACCACAGAAAAGCUGGAACGUGUUUUGGCAGAAAGGAAUAUGUUCCAGCAAAAGGUGGAGGAGCUGGAACAGGAGAGGAAUCACUGGCAUUCUGAAUUCAAGAAAGUCCAGCAUGAAUUGGUGACCUAUAGUACCCAGGAAACGGAAGGCUUGUAUUGGAGCAAGAAACACAUGGGCUAUCGCCAAGCUGAAUUUCAGAUUCUGAAAGCUGAGCUGGAAAGAACCAAAGAGGAAAAGCAGGAACUCAAAGAGAAACUGAAGGAGACAGAGACGCACCUGGAAGUGCUGCAGAAGGCUCAGGUCUCCUACCGGACCCCAGAGGGAGAUGACCUAGAAAGGGCUUUGGCAAAGCUUACGCGGCUGCGUAUCCACGUCAGCUAUCUCCUUACCUCUGUCCUCCCUCACUUGGAGCUUCGUGAGAUCGGGUUUGACUCAGAGCAAGUGGAUGGGAUCCUGUAUACGGUGCUGGAGGCAAAUCACAUACUGGAUUGAGCACCAGAUACUCUAUAUCCCCUUCUCUACCCUCUCCUUUCCUCCUUCCCUCUCAACACCUCUCUCACUCUCUCACCCUCUCUCUCUCUCUCUCACCUUUAUGCCUUACAUGGAGAAUCUUUGAGUAAAUCCUGGCUCUUAAUCAGUCUGCUUCUUAUUCAGUCUUGGUGUGGAGAAAGAGGCUAGUUAAAUAGGCUUUCAAGAGUUCCAGGAACAGAAAAGCAAUAGUCACCCAACCAGGUGACCAGAAAGCUUUAACUUUCAUGACUCAGAUACUUGGCCUGUUUCAUAUCCUUUCUGAAAUGAUUUGUAUUCAUUUAGGUUAAAUCAGUCAGCAAAUAUUGGGUCCAACAUACCAGGUGUUUGGGGAUAAGUGAAGAAGUAUAACCCAUGGUUUCAGCCUUCAGGGAUCUAACAAUCUAGUUGGAAACACAAGACACACACCAAGUUAACUGAUUUGUACAGUGAGUAGUACAAACAUGAUAGAGAAGUUCUGGGGGAGGAAGAGUCAAGGGAGGCAUCACAACAGAAAUGGGACCUAAACUGAGGUUUGUUUAAAGAACAGGCAUGACAACACAGUUAACAACGGUUGUUCUUUACGUGGUAGGACUAUGAUUGAUAUUUUUUUCUUCUUCCUAUCUUCCUGCCUUUUUCAAAUUUUCUAUAAUAAACCUGUUAUUCUUCUUACAUUGGAAAAAUAAAUUGUUUUUAAAAAAAUGAGUAGGCUUGGAUUUAGACAUCAAAUGAGAGACUGUGUGAAAAUAUAAGGUAUUUUUUAUAUUUAUAAUUUGUUAUGUUUAGCAUUACCUCUGGAAGAACAACAUGAAAGCAAGCGUGGAAAAAGCUGGAAUGUAAAAAAUAUGGUAGGAGUGGUGGCUUAAUGUAAAGGGAGCUAAGGUUAAAUCAUGACCCAUCUGCCC
Hippopotamus amphibius kiboko is the source of this 3994-nucleotide messenger RNA. It is a transcript of the gene MORC4, whose product is annotated as MORC family CW-type zinc finger 4. The transcript has 17 exons. Lineage: Eukaryota; Metazoa; Chordata; Mammalia; Artiodactyla; Hippopotamidae. The coding region runs from base 261 to 3074 and encodes 937 amino acids. The record is from RefSeq and is a predicted model, not a curated record. Gene Ontology annotation, molecular function: zinc ion binding; ATP hydrolysis activity. Gene Ontology annotation, cellular component: nucleoplasm; nucleus.